UCACAGCGCAGUGUUUCAUAUACACUGGGGAGUAGAGUGAGCAGGAGUAAGCCAUCUGGACAUGAAAGCUGGUGUAGACAUAGGGUUUUUUUUUUUUUUUUUAAACUGCUGUUGUUUCUAGGUGGGCUUUCAAGCAAAGGUUCCCUCCUCCAUUUCUUGCUUGAACUUUCUAGAGGCUGAUUAGACUGCAUUCCUGUCACUUAGAAUUCUCUGGGUUUGCUGGGAUUUCCUUUGAGGACCUGUACCUUAUUUCCGGGGGUUGAUGUGCCUGCAUACUAUCCAAUCAGGAGAGCAGUUGGGUGUGUGGCGAGUGUUUCAUCCAAUUAGAUUCUAAAACAGUGGACAUGGCCAUUCUGGGCUGCUGUCCAAUCUAGGCUGCUGUUGGGCGGUGCUCAGAAAUGAAAGAGGACACUCUGGGAGGUGUGGCGCACUAGCAAUUCCUCUUGUGCUCCUGGCAUCACCGUUUUUUCCUGCUUUUCACUCGCUGUUGCUCUCAGCUCAUGGUGAUUUGUACACUGGGAGGAGUCUUUGGUGAAUUCAGCACCUGGACUGCAAAAGGAUAAGAGAAGCAAUGCCCAGAAGAUUGAAGACACUGGAAUACUCCCUGCCAACUUCUAUGAAGCCAGCAUCACUAUGAUAACAAAAGCAGACAGGGACACAACCAAAAAAGAAAACUACAGACCAAUAGCUCUGAUGAACAUAGAUGCGAAAAUAUUGAACAAAAUUCUAGCCAACCAGAUACAGCAGUAUAUCAAAAAGAUUGUUCAUCAUGACCAAGUGGGGUUUAUCCCAGGCAUGCAAGCUUUAGGUGCACUGCUGUCAAAUGAAGAAGCCUUGGGUGGAUGUAAAGCAUAGUUUCAAGCUACUGCUGUGAUUUUUUUCUUCAUUUUCUGGAUUUCAAGGGAUUUCAGAGAAACAAGAAGAAAUGGCAGCUUCUCAGGGCUCAGUGACGUGUGAAGACGUAACUUUGAUAUUCACGCAGGAAGAGUGGGCACUACUAACUCCUUCAGAGAAGAAACUCUACAGAGAUGUGAUGUGGGAAACCUUCAUGAACCUUAUUUCAUUAGGAAUAUUAAAGGUAGACCAUUCCACCAAAGAGCAGCAUAACCACCAAGGGAAUAAACAAAGAAAUAUAGUGCUAAAAAUCUCUGAUGAGGGUAAAGAAAAAAGUCUGUAUGAAGAGAAGACUCAAGAAUUUGAGGUAUACAACAAACUAUUCAAUUAUUCUAGUUACCUUCAAAAACAUAAAAUAACUCACAGUGGAAAGAAGCCUUCUAAGUGUAAACUAAGUACUAAAAAAUUGAGACAAUCCAGUACUUUUUUGUCAAAUGAAAGUACACAGAAUGGAGAGAAACUCUAUGAAUGUAAAAAAUGUACUAAAACAUUCAGUCAUUUCAGUUCUCUUCAUUCACACCGAAGAACUCACAGUGGAGAGAAACCCUAUAAAUGUAAACAAUGUAGUAAAGCAUUCAUUUAUUCAAGUAAACUUCGGUUACAUGAAAGAACUCACAGUGGAGAGAAACCCUAUGAAUGUAAACAAUGUAAUAAAAGAUUUAGUCAUUCCAGUUAUCUUCAGUCACAUGAAAGAAUUCACAGUAAAGACAAACCCUAUGAAUGUAAACACUGUAAUAAAAGAUUUAGUCAUUCCAGUUCUCUUCAUUCACAUGAAAGAAUUCACACUGGAGAGAAACCCUAUGAAUGUAAACAAUGUAGUAAAAGAUUCAAUCAAUCCACUCAUCUUCAAAGACAUGAAAGAAUUCACAGUGGUGAGAAACCCUAUGAAUGUAAACAAUGUAGUAAAGCAUUCAGUCGACUCAAUGACCUUCAGGCACAUGAAAGAAAUCACAGUGGAUUGAAACCCUAUGAAUGUAAACAGUGUAGUAAAACAUUCAGUCAAUCCAGUCAUCUACGAAUACAUGAAAAAAAUCACAGUGGGUUAAAACCCUAUGAGUGUAAACAGUGUAGUAAAACAUUCAGUCGAUCUAGUCAUCUUCGAGUACAUGAAAGAAUUCACAGUGGAGAGAAACCCUAUGAGUGUAAACAGUGUAGUAAAACAUUCAGUCGAUCCAGUCAUCUUCGAGUACAUGAAAGAAUUCACAGUGGAAGGAAAUCCUAUGAAUGUAAACAGUGUAGUAAAACAUUCCGUCAAUUCUGUUCUCUUCAGUUACAUGAACGACUUCACAGUGGAGAGAAUCUUUAUGAAUGUAAACAAUGUGGUAAAAAGUUUAGUCGAUCCUGUCAUCUUCAGAUACAUGAAAGAACUCACAAUGGAGUGAAACCCUAUGAAUGUAAACAAUGUGGUAAUAGGUUCAGUCAGUCCAGUUCUCUUCGUUCACAUGAAAGAACUCAUAGUGGAGAGAAACCCUAUGAAUGUAAACAGUGUGGUAAAGCAUAUAGUCGUUCCAGUCAUCUUCAGGUACAUGAAAGAAUUCACAGUGGAGAGAAACCCUAUGAGUGUAAACAAUGUGGUAAAAUGUUCAGUCGGUCCAGUCAUCUUCGAAGACAUGAAAAAACUCACAGUGCAGAGAAAUCUUAUGAAUGUAAAUAAUACAGUAAAGUUUUCAGUUGUUCCACUACUAAUUGAACAUAUAAAAAUAGGCACAGUGUUAAUAAAUCUUAUGAGCAUAAAUAGUGUACUAAAGACUAGAAAAAGUGUUGCCACCUAAGAUCCAGCGUAGUAGUGAGUUUAGUCUGAUAUAUAAGAGGUUCCAAACUUGAUCCCCACACUGCAUGCACCUGAGUGAUGUUGUUUUUUCCUUCUCUCUUGUUAACAAGUGAGUAAAUAUUUUGAAUUAUAGAGAUCACAGUUCUGUAAGUGAAUCCAUACUUGUGAAUAUUGUGUAAAUAUAUGGAUAAAGAAAAGGCUUUCCAGUUCAUCUUUAAGUCUAAUACAUGGGAAAGCCCAACUGGUACUGAAACCAUAUUAAUGUAAACAAUGGUUAAAUAUAUUCAAAUGGAAUGACAGCUUCAUCACAUCAGAAAACACAGACAUCAGAAUCAGUACCUUGUCAGUGUAGAUAUUGUGGAUAUACUUUAUAGUCUUACUGAAGAACACAUAAUGGAGUGAAACUCAGUGGAUGAAAAACAAUUGAAUAAAGAUGGAUGCUACAAUUGUGAA
Erinaceus europaeus (western European hedgehog) is the source of this 3118-nucleotide messenger RNA. RefSeq names its product zinc finger protein 709-like. The transcript has 6 exons. Gene Ontology annotation, biological process: regulation of DNA-templated transcription. Bases 926 to 2548 code for a protein of 540 amino acids. NCBI's taxonomy places the organism in Eukaryota, Metazoa, Chordata, Mammalia, Eulipotyphla, Erinaceidae. The record is from RefSeq and is a predicted model, not a curated record.